AUGCGUUCAGUUUGGCAACCACCCCGAAAUUACAAAGACCGGCCUGUGACUAUUCUCGGAGCUGGCGUGCUUGGACGACGAAUCGGAUGCAUCUGGGCUUCAGCUGGAUAUAACAUCCGAAUUCGAGAUCCCAGUGCCCAACAACGCGCGGAUGGAAUCGCAUACAUCAAAGAAAAUGUAGCCUCCUACGCGGCCGCCGCUGGAAGCAAACUCGAUCCCGGCAAUGUGGAGACAUUCGAGCACAUGGAGGACGCCAUUGCUAAUUCCUGGCUGGUGAUCGAAGCCGUACCCGAGAAACUCCAACUCAAAAUCGAUACUUUUGCCCAGCUCGACGCUCUGGCAUCCAGCGAUUGCAUCCUGGCUUCGAACUCAUCUUCGUACAAGACCUCCGAGAUGCUUGAGAAAGUGUCUGUCGAUACCAAAGCUCGCAUUCUGAAUAUGCAUUACUACAUGCCUCCCCAAUGCAUGAUCGUGGAGCUAAUGACUGACGGCUAUACCACAGCCGAGAUCUUCCCGUUCAUGGUUGAGCGUUCGAAGGAGGUGGGGACUUUGCCUUAUGUUGCAAGAAAGGAAUCUACUGGCUUUAUCUUCAAUCGUCUCUGGGCGGCUGUCAAGCGAGAGGCUUUGACCAUUUUGGCGGAGGGGGUGUCAGUUCCUGAGGAAAUAGACUCCAUGUGGACUGAGAUGUUUGUCAAAGGAGGCAGUGCCCCCUGCAAGACAAUGGAUAAUGUCGGGCUGGACACUGUUGCGUUCAUCGAGGCCCAUUAUAUUGAGGAACGUGGUCUUUCUCCUAAGAACACGGUGGAGUUCUUGAACAGGAACUACCUGUGCGACGGAAAGCUCGGCUCUAAGAGUCCACACGGUGGUCUUUAUCCUCCUCAGAAAGCUACGGACUUGUCAAAUGAACCUAAGCUUCUCGUCUUGGAUGUUGGAUUGUCCGCCGUUUCACCAACAACCUCCUCGGGCAGCAUCAUUGAGUGUUCUGCUGAUGGAAAGAUUCAACGGACUUUGCUCCAAAGCCAAUCUUUGCCUGAUGGUGUGGCUGUCGACCCUGCCAGCAACAGAUUCUUCUGGACCAACAUGGGCGUCCCGGGGAAAAGGGAUGGUGCUGUUUAUUCCGCCGACCUAAGCGGCUCAGACAUUCAAACCAUCGUGCCCAUCGGUGACAUCAAUACCCCGAAGCAGCUAACCCUGGACAUCGAGGCAAAGAAAGUCUACUUCUGUGACCGUGAAGGGCUUCGCGUCUACUGCUGCAACUUUGACGGCUCUGACCUGGAAGCGAUCAUCACAGCAGGCAACCCGGAAGAUCCCCAGCACGGCAACGAUGGCACUAAAUGGUGUGUUGGAAUUACUGUCGCUCCCAAACUGGGAAAAUUCUACUGGUCUCAAAAAGGGCCUUCGAAAGGUGGCCAGGGAAGGAUCUUCUGCGCCGAUAUCUUGACGCCAGCGGGUUCUUCGCCAGAAAAGAGACUGGAUAUUCAGUGUCUUCUUAGUGGCCUUCCUGAGCCCAUUGAUUUGGAAGUCGAUGAAGAGUCUCGCUCUCUGUAUUGGACUGAUCGCGGCGAGAUACCAUUUGGUAAUUCGUUGAAUCGGAUCCUGUUGGAUGAGUCAGGCUUGCCGCUUGUUACAUCCGCUUCGUCGAAGUAUGAAGUCCUUACUAGACACCUCAAGGAAGCCAUCGGACUGAAGUUGGAUACCAAGAACGGUCAUAUUUAUCUGACGGACUUGGGUGGCAGCAUCUAUCGAUGCGAUCUGGAUGGCAAGCAGAAGAUGAAGAUAUAUUCAAACGACCAUCGCGCUUUCACCGGAAUCACCACAUUUUGA
Molecule: messenger RNA, 1824 nt
Organism: Penicillium lagena
Lineage: Eukaryota; Fungi; Ascomycota; Eurotiomycetes; Eurotiales; Aspergillaceae
Exons: 3
Coding region: 1-1824 (607 amino acids)
Biological process (GO): fatty acid metabolic process
Molecular function (GO): oxidoreductase activity, acting on the CH-OH group of donors, NAD or NADP as acceptor; NAD+ binding
Source: RefSeq, a predicted model, not a curated record